UUGUGAUUCAGUUUUUUCCGCGUUGCUCAAAAAGAGGGCUCUCGAGCAUCAUGACACAAAGUUCAGCUGUGAGGAUGUCAGCAUGGGAGCAUAAACCAUUGUGAAUCUUUGGCAGGUUCACUGAAGAGGCGACAACAAGACACCACCGAGGCUUUGCUGCUGGCCACAGACCGUCGCUCUCUCCUUAUCCCCCGACUCCAGCGUUACGUUCUGCUGAUGUUCUUGUCGUGGCUCGCUGCUGGCUGCAGGUUUCCUUAUAAACAGUUCAGCUGCAUCACGACCUAAAAUAGCGCCUAACAAUGAUCGUUAGUGUGCAUGUGUAAGGAUUUGAUACCGUUCCCUUCUUUUUUUCAGGACUCACUUUCGAGCAAACCAAAACUUUAUAUCAUAACAAUAACAAAGGAUGUGCACAUCUCUACAUCCUUAUCAUUACCACAACAAAUGAAAAAACACGGGAAUGCAGUUCUGAGCCGCAGAACGAGCUGUUAGACACUUUGAACGCUGUUCUACGUUUUGGAUCAUCCCUAUCUGAGUUAUGCAUCCUGUCAAGCAACAUUUCUUCUGAAUCUUGCAACAGUCUUUUUCACUGAAAUCUUGUGUAUGCACUGAUGACCGAUGCCUGCAUUUUCACUUUUUAAGCUCUCAUUUCACUCGUUUCCUUUGAUCAAACAGCGAGCGCUCUCCUGCGCUCACCUUGAAGAAACCAUGCUCGCUGCACUUUAAUAAAGGGUGACCUUUCCCCUUGAACUUGGACUAUAUAUGACUGCGGAGUUUCGGUCUGCUUUGUUGGAGAAAGCAGCCUGAUAACAAGCCUGCCACUCUUUAAAGUGGGCGUCUGCUCAAACCUUAAUAAAACUGACUGUAAACACUGUUAUGCUUCAGAUUGGCUUCCUCGGAGCACGGGAUACAUUUGACCAAACUUGUGCUGUUAAGCUUUCACUCUUCUAGCAAGCACGCUCAUUUAAAACUUUGAUUCAAAGAUUUUUCCCCUUUGGCAGUCGUGCUGUCCAAAAACAGGUGGUUAAUCUGUAAGCACAAUGCUCCCUUUACUCUGGAGGAAGGAAGGAAAACUGGCUUAUCAGAAACCUGACCAAAUACGGAGAGGUGAAACUACCUCGUGUAUGAAGUAAUGCAAGCUAUGAAUUGAAGGUGGAGCAAAUGUACCUUUUAGAAGCUUAAGAUUACUUUGCCAUGUGAUUGCAGAUCAGGCAAACAUACAUUGCACAAUUUUAUUUGAAGCUAAUUUCAAACAGUGUUCAAAGAGUGUUUGUAUUUCUUUUUUUAACAAUGUGUACUUUCAAUGUAAUUUCAAGCAGGAAACAUGCCUGUGAGUUGGACACUGGUGUAAGUAGGAGCAGAUUGGGCCUAAUUGAAAUGCUAAUGAGAGGCCGGUGAUGUCAGCAGACACUUCACGCUGUGGAGAGAGUCGGGUCACCUCAGGAGUUCUUCCCCUGCUUUGUUCUAACCAGUAAUACGUGCAGGAAUUAUGAGGGGGACAUUUUGCAUUGCCACGUAACUCGAGUGAAAUAUGUACACAACUAUGCGAGACAUCUACCGCAACAACACCUGGACGCGACAGGAAUGCGUCUGUUUGAGUAUUUGCACCCAUGCGUUUAUGUUUGACACGUGAAUGUUUUCUUACCACUGAAAACAGAAACCAGCCGCAUAUCUGCAGAUACAAACGGCCACGUACGAGUGAACGGACGAGUCGGGCCAGUUACGGAACAAAUAUUACAACUUUUAAAUGAGUGUUUCUCUGACGACAGAUGUGAGCAGAGACGUUUGAGGUCAUUCUCAAACCGUGUGCGUGUUUGUUUACUGGGUGGUCCCUGAAAUUCCUUCAGUACCUUAGGCUGCAUGUAUGUUUGUCGGACUAUAACCGGUUUAAGACAAUGGCGAUUCUGUGGGACAACAAUAGGUGGAAAUGCAGCUGCCAAGAAGUGUGUGCGCAGCUCACCCGCAGAUGAGCCACAUGAGAAAUGCGAGUGAAAGAAGAGGAAGCUGCAGGGAAAUGGAAACAUUUUCUUGCACAUUUAUUGUCACGACUUUGGUGUUUUACUUUUCAUUCAUUCUCUCUUUCUUUCUGCUCUCUCUCUGCUCUCCUGCCUGCGCCUUCUCUGCUUUGCUCUUUUUUCCUCUCCCUCCUUGUUCAACCUGCUUAUCUGAACUGGGCAGGGCCCGAUGUACUCACAGGACGGGGGAGGGGCCUUGCCUGCUUUCAAUCAAUAACCUUUUGGAAUUUAGAAAUACAAGUAGGUCCUGUCUCUGGCAGGCUGUACCACACUCUCGAGGGCGGGCUUUCAGGCACACUCGACGAAAUCCCUAUCUCCUCCUGGCAUUCUCCCUGACUGUUUCUCCAGGGCUGACUGUUUGGAGUCCACCACAAUGGCUGAUCACACCUCUCCAGACUACUUCAGCUGCUCUCUGUGUCAGAACCUACUGAGGGACCCUGUGGCUAUCCCCUGCGGCCACAGCUUCUGUAUGGACUGCAUCAGUGGCUACUGGAAUGAAGCCGACUACACAGGGAUUUACAUUUGUCCCCAGUGUAAGAUCACAUUCACCCAGAGGCCUGUACUGAGGCCCAACGCCACUCUGAGCAUGGUGGCAGAGAAGAUCAAGAAGAGCGGUCUGAACCUCAACCUCAGCACGUCCCAGGGGAGCGUCUUUGCCGGAUCAAACGACGUGCCCUGUGACUUCUGCAUCGGGAAGAAAUUAAAGGCUGUCAAGUCCUGCCUCAACUGCCUGGCAUCCUACUGCGAAAAGCACUUGAAGCCACACUAUGAAUCAACCACGUUCAAGAGACACAAGCUUGUGGACGAGUUAGGGAACUUGGACAGGAAGAUCUGCCCACAGCACCAGAAGUCCCUGGAGCUCUUCUGUCGCACAGAUCAAAUGUGUAUCUGUGCCAUCUGCACAGUCAGCGAGCACAGGGGCCAUGACAUCGUGUCUGCUGAGGCAGAGAGGGGCGAGAAGCAGAAACUUUUGGGAGUCUCCCAAGCUGAGAUUAAACAAAAAUGCCAGGAGAGGGUGAAGGAGCUGGAGGAGCUCAAGACUGCGGUGGAUUCCCUCAAGAACUCCGCCCACAGAGCCAUGGUGGAGAGCCAGAAGAUGUUUGAGGAUAUGAUACGCUCCAUUGAGAGGAUGAGGUCAGAGGUGAGCAAGCUGAUUGGAAUCAAUGAGAAAGCUGCUUUCAGCCAAUCCGAGGCUUUGAUCGAGCGUCUGGAACAAGAGAUUGAUGAGCUGAAGAAAAAAGAGUCUGGCCUCAAGCAGCUGUACAGCACUGAGGACCACAUCCACUUCCUGCAGAACUUCAACUACCUCUGCACCCCCACUGAUGACGGCUUCAUACCCAGAGUGACCGUGAACCCCGACUUCUCCUUCGCGGCUGUCAGGAAAGCUGUGGCUGAGAUUAAGGAGCGCCUCGAGGAGUUUGGCAGAGAGGAGCUGCUCAGGAUUUCCAAGUCAGUGAAUGAGGUCCCGGUUUACACUACAGAGAGUCGAACGUUGGACAGAAGGAGCAGAGGCAAAGAAAUGACAGUGGACAACACUCCCCCAGAGCCAAAGACCAGAGCUGAUUUUCUGAAAUACUUCUGUCAACUGAAAUUAGAUCAUAACACGGCCUACAAGGAGCUUUGCAUCUCUGAGAACAGCAGGAAAGUUAUCCGCACCAGGGAGCUGCAGUCCUACGGAGACAACUCAGAGAGGUUUGAUAGCUUUGCCCAGGUGCUGUGCCGAGAAGCUCUAUCUGGAGGCCGCUACUACUGGGAGAUCGAGUGGAGCGGGGAGUUCUCCAUCGGAGUGGCUUAUAAGAGCAUCAGUCGAAAGGGCAAAGGUUCGCUCUGUCUGCUGGGCUAUAACGACAAGUCCUGGAGUCUGCUUUGCCAUGACUCCGGUUACUCAGCGUGGCACAACCGCGUGGACAAGCCUGCCAAUGGUCCUCACUCCCCGCGGAUAGGCGUGUACCUGGAUCACACUGCAGGGGUGUUGGCAUUUUACAGCAUAGGCAACACCAUGACCCUCCUGCACAGGUUUGAGACUAAAUUUGUCGAGCCCCUCUAUCCGGGCUUUGGAGUCGGAACGUCAGUCAGGAUCUGCAACGUCAAGUGAACGCUGGCAUUUGAGCUGUUUUAAAAAGAUUUCUGCGAAUAUACACCAGUGCUUUUGGAAUAUCUAUUUUUGCACCCAUUAUAAAAUGUCUCACAGCUUAUUUUUUAAGGUUUAUGAUGCUUCUUCCAAAUGUCUAUACACUUUUUUUGAACACCACAUGUAUUAAGCUUUGAAUGUAGCUGUCAAAUCAUAUUCUCACGGCAGUUUAACAAAUAUAUAUAUAUGAAUUAUUGAAAUACACAAUUCCUGCAUAGUCACACAAGAAAAGUGUCAUCCUGUUUGGCGUCUGAUGAUAUCUGCUGGAUAAUAUGAUAACAUACUUUUAAACAUUUUAGCUGAUAAUUUGCAUCUAUAGAUUUACACAAAGUUAACAAUGUCAGUUUUGUGAUGUCAUUAGGUUGUUCACUGUUGUUAUUGAAUAAUUCUUUUAAAAUUGCACUCCUACGACAGGUAUGAGUACUAUGAAGGUGCAUUGUUAUAAUUUCACUACUGUUCCAAGAAUGCUGUCAUUUCAUUUGGUCGUGUUGUGAUAUUAUCUAAAGGUCGUCACAUGAGUUUUUCCACUUGAACUAACCCUUAUUUAAUUUUGUGUAUGUUUACUUAGAUAAUGGACAGCCAGAGUAUAAUUGCUAUCAAAGAGAGAAUUGUUUUGUAACAACAUUGAUGCAUUUAAAUAAAGAACUCAAAUGAA
Molecule: messenger RNA, 4798 nt
Organism: Haplochromis burtoni (Burton's mouthbrooder)
Lineage: Eukaryota; Metazoa; Chordata; Actinopteri; Cichliformes; Cichlidae
Gene: ftr82
Product: finTRIM family, member 82
Exons: 7
Coding region: 2386-4107 (573 amino acids)
Molecular function (GO): zinc ion binding; protein binding
Source: RefSeq, a predicted model, not a curated record